This is a messenger RNA of Daucus carota subsp. sativus, 2250 nucleotides long. RefSeq lists its product as uncharacterized. Gene Ontology annotation, molecular function: 7S RNA binding; signal recognition particle binding; endoplasmic reticulum signal sequence receptor activity. Lineage: Eukaryota; Viridiplantae; Streptophyta; Magnoliopsida; Apiales; Apiaceae. The record is from RefSeq and is a predicted model, not a curated record. The transcript is spliced from 13 exons. Gene Ontology annotation, biological process: SRP-dependent cotranslational protein targeting to membrane. Bases 171 to 1970 code for a protein of 599 amino acids. Gene Ontology annotation, cellular component: signal recognition particle, endoplasmic reticulum targeting.
GACAUUCACAAGUAUGCCCCUGAUAAUGAGAAUGUAAACACGCGCCGUAAGAGAGCUAUAUCCGACCCGACACUGCUAUCACAUACACGUUUGUUUACACACUCUAUCUGUGAGCAUCACAGUUUAUCCGGCCGCCGGAAACCUAAUCAUCGCCGCCCGUCACAGAUCUAAUGGCUAAAGAUAAUGCAAUGGAGAUCGACGAUCAGAAAAUCGUCUCCGAUCAGACCAAUCCCAAUCCUAAGUUCUCAAUUCACGUGUUGCAGCUGCUAAAAUCUGCACAGAUGCAACACGGAUUGCGGUUUGGGGAUUACACUCGUUAUCGGAGGUAUUGUACUGCUAGGCUAAGGAGGUUGUAUAAAUCGUUGAAGUUUACUCAUGGGCGUGGUAAAUACACUAAGAGAGCUAUACAGCCGUCCAUGGUGACAGAAGUCAGGUUUCUGCAUGUGGUUCUCUAUACAUCUGAAAGAGCUUGGAGCCAUGCCAUGGAGAAGAGACAGCUGCCAGAUGGCCCAAAUGCACGACAACGUAGAUAUCUGAUUGGUAGGCUAAGGAAAGCUGUAAAGUGGGCUACCUUUUUCGCUGAGCUCUGUGCUAUGAAGGGCGAUUCUAGAACUUCUUUAGAAGCCGAGGCCUACGCCUCUUAUAUGAAAGGGAAUAUGUUGUUUGAACAAGAUCAGAAUUGGGACAUCGCGUUAAAGAGUUUCAAGAGUGCUAGGGCUGUUUAUGAAGAACUUGGGAAAUACGGGGAUCUGGAAAAUCAAGUAUUGUGCCGUGAGCGUGUUGAGGAACUAGAACCCAGCAUACGGUACUGCCUGCACAAAAUUGGUGAGUCGAAUCUACAAGCUUCUGAACUUCUACAAAUAGGUGAAAUGGAAGGACCUGCACUGGACCUUUUCAAGGCUAAGUUAGAGGCUGUCAUGGCUGAAGCUAGAUCUCAACAGGCCGCAUCUAUGACAGAAUUUAAUUGGCUAGGGCAUAGCUUCCCCAUUUCAAAUGCAAAGACACGGGUUUCAAUAUUGAAAGCUCAGGAGCUGGAGGAAGACCUCCAUGGUCCAAAACGAGAAUCUGUUCCAGCAGAAAAAAGGCUGGCCAUAUUUGACAAAAUAUUUACUGCUUAUCACGAAGCCAGGAGUAGCAUCCGUAAUGAUUUGGCUAAUGCAGGUAAUUCUGAAAACAUGAAAGAUGAUCUGAGUGGCCUUGAUAAGGCCAUAGGGGCUCUUUUGGGACAACGAACUAUUGAGCGAAACCAGUUGUUAGUGAGCAUAGCAAAGAGUAAGCUUAACAAGUCACGCGAUGACAAAAAUGACAGAGCUACUAAACCAGAGGAGCUUGUCCGCUUAUAUGACCUACUAUUGCAGAAUACGGCUGACCUUUCUGAUUUAGUCAGUUCUGGAAGAGAUAGAAAACCAGAGGAAGUGGCAUUUGCUGAAGAAUGUGAAGUCAAGAGUUCAAUUUUUCGAGCAGAGAGGUGCUUCUACUUGGCUAAAUCUUACAGUUUAGCUGGAAAGAGAACUGAGGCAUAUUCUUUGUACCGUCGUGCUUGCUCUCUUGCUGAUACUGCCCUUAAGAGGCUUCAAAGUUUAACCACUGCUGAACAGGAUGUUCUAAAAGAUUUGAAGGCUUUAUACAAUGAGAGUAGAUCAAACAGUUGUAUAGAGCAUGCACUAGGUAUCAUGGAACUGGAGAAGGCUCCUGAAAAUCUAUCAGAAAAGAUCUCAACUAUGUCAUUAACUGCCAAGGGGACAAAGCCGGGCAAUUUACUUUUGGAAAAAUUGGAUGCUUAUGAAUCUGCUGUCGGUGAUCCAAACACAAGAGGAGCUCCUCGCAUUGAAACCUUUCCACCAGCCUUUCAAGCAUUUCCUCGUAAUCCAAUUGUUCGGGACCUUGCCUAUGACUCGAUUGACUUCCCAACUCUUGAGCACCGAAUGAAGAAAGACAAGAAGGGCUUAUUAAGUAGGUUCUGGGGUUGAUUAGCUUUAUCUGACUUUCCAGUCAUCCUUUUGAGAAAUUUUUUGAAAAUUUUCUUAAAUGUAAUUUAUACCAUGUGGACUUGUUUUCAUAUGGGAAAUGGAAAUAUAGUACUGUAGAAGAGAAUAUGGGUGGGGAGUUUUUUCUUGUGGAAACGAGUACUUGUUCACCCAGUUUAAUGAUAACGAUAGAUUAUCAUGGGGUAGAGAAUUGUUGCAAUUAUAUUUAUAAACAAAAGUUUUGUGUUGGCCUUGGAUUCUAUUAUGGAGAAAGAAGUUUACA